CUCUCUCGCGCGCGUUCAUUUUCAAUUCAGCCGCUUCGUGGACCGCAAGAGAGGAAGAGACACCACCGAAAUGAACGGUCUUCUGCCGUUCUUACUAUUGCCCAUCUUGACAGCGGCCCAUACAACUCGAACUGGAGUUCCAAAGUUGUGGAAUUACACGACGGUGGACAAACUGAAACAUGAGCUACUCGCGGAUUACGACAAAUUCACCCGGCCAUCGCACCACACCAACACCACAGUGGUCACCAUUGACCUGAAUCUCAAGCAUAUUGAUCUGGAUGAAAUGUCUUCAAUUCUGACUGUAUACGCCUGGGCAAAAAUGUUGUGGAAUGACGAUAAGUUGAAAUGGAACGCCUCGGACUAUGAAAAUUUAGAAACGCUUCACUUAGCCGACCAUGAAGUGUGGCAGCCAGAUAUCACCCUUUACAACAGCGCCCAGGGCAGUGAAGUUGACCACUACGGAAACACGCACUGCAUUGUGCAGCACGACGGACAGGUGCUGUGGGUCCCCCCAGCCGAGUUUCAUGCAUUUUGCCAAAUCGACCUGCACUACUGGCCAUUUGACACUCAGACAUGCACACUGAUGCUGGGCUCGUGGACCUACGACGGAGAGCAAAUCGAUCUGCAACUUGAUGACGGCGACUCCGUGCUGGAGAUGAUGAACAACAACUCGCAAUGGGAAAUCAUGGGAGUGCAAAAGCAGAGGAAUCUCAAAUACUACAACUGCUGCCCGGAGGCGUACAUUGACGUGACCUACACCCUGCAAUUGCGGAGGAGGUCCGAAGCCUACCGAACGGUGGUCAUCACGCCGGCCACAGUGGUGGUUUUGCUGACUCUGGCCACAUUUCUGCUACCGAGCCACGCUGGGGAGAAAAUCAUUCUGAAUGGCCUGACAGCCGUGAUCAUCUGUAUACUGCUACUGUCGUUCAGUGAGAGACUGCCAGAGAUGGCCUACAGGCCUCCUUUAAUUAUUCUCUUCUAUGGAUCGUGUCUGACGAUGGUGGCUCUGGCCUUGAUCGAGUCGGUGGUGGUUAUACGGAUCUCAAAAAAUACCUGUGCGCACCCACUACCCUGGUUCAUCAAACAGGCCCUGUCAGGAUGGCUAGGUUCAGUGCUGCUCCUCGGGCCGCUGCCCUCGAUGCAGCCAACCAAUCUCAGCUCAAUUGGAGAGGAAAUGAGGGACCACGCUGAAGACCAACAUGACCAGCAGCAUAUUAUAGGCCGCCGCACGUCCAGCCCAGUUAAUUUGUCUCACAGGGACUGGCUCAUGUUUGCGUCGGCUAUUGACAGGGCCUUUUUCAUCAUUUACCUGUUUGUAUUCCUAAUCCUGUUCAUUUCCUUCCACGUUUAAUUAAAUGACUGCAACUGCCGAUUGCCACAAAAAGGUAUUUUUUUUUAAUUUUACACGGUGAUAAUAAAAUUCUCAAGUGUUUGAUGCCA
This is a messenger RNA of Neocloeon triangulifer, 1440 nucleotides long. RefSeq names its product neuronal acetylcholine receptor subunit alpha-10-like. NCBI's taxonomy places the organism in Eukaryota, Metazoa, Arthropoda, Insecta, Ephemeroptera, Baetidae. The transcript has 8 exons. The record is from RefSeq and is a predicted model, not a curated record. The coding region runs from base 71 to 1351 and encodes 426 amino acids. Gene Ontology annotation, cellular component: synapse; postsynaptic membrane; neuron projection. Gene Ontology annotation, biological process: regulation of membrane potential; nervous system process; signal transduction. Gene Ontology annotation, molecular function: acetylcholine-gated monoatomic cation-selective channel activity; transmembrane signaling receptor activity.